UCUCAAAAUAAUUAAAACUUUAUACUUUGAAACGUGCACGUGUUUUGAAAAGAAAAAUAAACAACUGUAGUAAUCUAAUUUGAGAUUCAAAAUACUGUUAUAUUAGAAGGUAGUUUGUAACUGCGAUAUGGUAAUUGCUGAUAUGAUGAUUAAAUCAUCAGUUAAAGUCUCAGCCUCCGAUACAGAUUCAAGUGCUGAGGAUGCUUCAGAUCCAGAAUACGAGGCUGAAGUCUCUGAUGCUAAUAGUGGAAGUGAAGAUGAGCAAGAGCUUAGCAAUGAUGAGGUUUUAAUUAAAAAUGAAGGAUGGGCGGACUCCCUAGCAAAAAUUCUUGGUUCUACCAAGCCAAAAAAUAAAAAGACUUUAGUUUUAUCACGAGCAAAAAAACAUUCAGAAGUUAUUAAGCAAGUGAAGGAAGAAAAACCAAGUUUUGAAGUAGUAGGUGACAAUAUUGAUGAUAUAAAACCAGAGGUUAAACAAGAAGAGGAUACUACGGAGGAACCAGUUGCUAAGAAAAGGAAACAUGAAAAGCCAUCAAUAAGGGUAAAACCAAAUAUAUUAGAAAAGGACAGAGAAAGGUUAUUAACAAAAAUAGCCACUAAGGGUGUAGUACAACUAUUUAAUGCAGUUAGAAAUCAACAAAAAACAUUUGAAAAAGAAUUAGGUGAUGUUACUGAAACUAAAAGAGAGAAAGUAUUGAAAAAAUUUGAUAAAAGGUCAUUCUUAGAUUCUCUGAUGGGACAAACAAAAUCAAUUGUUGUUGAUGAAAGUACUAAAUCAACUAAGGAUGAAGUAAAAUCUGAAGAAAAACCAAAAUGGAAUGCACUAAGGGAUGACUUUAUGAUGGGUGCCAAAAUGAAAGAUUGGGAUAAGGAAUCAGUGGAGGAAUAAAAAUUUACUAAAUUUUUUGAAAUGUAUAAUAAUUUUAAUUAAAUUUGUUUUUAAAUAAA
This is a messenger RNA of Pieris rapae (cabbage white), 948 nucleotides long. Its product is annotated as RRP15-like protein. Bases 128 to 889 code for a protein of 253 amino acids. The record is from RefSeq and is a predicted model, not a curated record. Gene Ontology annotation, biological process: maturation of 5.8S rRNA; maturation of LSU-rRNA. Lineage: Eukaryota; Metazoa; Arthropoda; Insecta; Lepidoptera; Pieridae. Gene Ontology annotation, cellular component: preribosome, large subunit precursor. The transcript has 4 exons.